GGCCUUCCGGGUCCAGCAGUCCCUAAUUAAGGAAAACAAAGUGCUGUUCCUGAGCCAACAAAAACACGCCUGAUCACCCCUUUCUGACAAACAAUAUUCAGCAAAGGCCAGAUUAAGCGUGAGCUAAUUUGGAUAUCAGAUUUCUUACAAGCAAAUACCCUUAAAAAGGCAAGGUCUGAAAAACAUACACCAACUUGUAGUGAUCUCCAUUCUGUAUCGUUCUGUGUAUAAAGGUGUGUGUGUGUGUGUACAGUGAGUGCUACUGAGAGACUCCUCCUUAACAGCAAACAGGAUGAAACACUCCCCCUACGUCUCUCAUCAUUCUUUUGCAGUGCCUCCUACCUUAUCUCUCUUGAGGGAAAGGGUUAUAGUGAGUGCCACAUCCUGUGCAACCGCUUUCUGGAACUGUAGACCAUUCCCUAUUAAAGAUACAGUGCUGUGGAGGAAAGACCCUGAGGUGAGGAACAGAACAGAGGAGAAGAGAAAGUGCAGUCAGCAGCAGAGCGGGAUUAUAUAGUUGGAGUGUAAGUGAAGAAGAGGAGUGCUGGCUCAUACUGGAGGGCUAUAAUGAAGCAGAAGGGUGAAGUGGAAGACAGCACAACACUGAUCACCAUGUCUGAGCUCCCUGACUAUAACUACGGAAGCAUGGGCAUGGGUGGAUCACCUCAGAAGGAUAGGAAUGUGUUUAGUGAUGGAGUCACAUGCAUUGAUUUUGUGCUGGUAUGGGAGGAGCCUGUGAAUCAAGCAAAGCCUGAUGAACCAGAAGACAAAUCAUCCAACACCACCAAUGAUAUCCACAGGAAGUGGAGGACGGAGUUCCUGUCCAGGCUGCAAACUGCUGGCCUGCAUCAGGAGAUGAAAGAGGUUGUGCAGGGCAAGACAAAGACAACAUAUGUGCUAUUGAGUGCCCCCUGGAAUGUACUAUGUUAUUAUGCAGAGGAGAUCAGCCUCCGGGUACCAUUACAGGUUGAGACAUCUCGAGAAUCCAAUUGGUCAGAAACAGCCCUCAGAAAUUUACACAUCCCUAAUAUCUUUGCUCAGGAAGUACCCAACCCUCCACCAGACUACUACACCUGCCAGUUCCGCUCGAACAAGCUGGAGAGGUUUCUUGGCCAUGAAAACAAGGAGACUUUCUUCAAGAUGACACAGAGGCAUCAAAUUCUGUAUGAGAUAUUAGCUAGGACGCAGUUUGGAACGUUAAAGAGAGGAGAGGUUGGGAUAGCCAGGCUGGUCAGUGAGAAUGUGUUCACUGCUGCCUAUCCCUUACAUGAGGGGCAUUAUCAACUACCCAAAAGUCCACUUAACCCUGACUCUCUGAGCAUGAGGCAGAUCUUGUAUCAGUAUUGGGCACGUUGGGGCUGCUGGAAGAAAUACCAGCCUCUGGACCACAUUCGUGAAUAUUUCGGCGAGAAGGUCGCACUCUACUUUGCCUGGUUAGGCUUUUAUACAGGGUGGCUACUUCCUGCUGCAGUUGUAGGCUUCCUCAUGUCUUUAUUUGGAAUCUGGCUUAUGGUCACUGAUGUCCCAGCGCUGGAGAUGUGCAACAGUGGUGACAGUAUUGUCAUGUGUCCAAUCUGUAACAUCUGCAGCUACUGGAACCUCUCCAGCAUCUGCUAUACUUAUAAAGCAGGAUUAUUAUUUGACAAUGGUGGAACGGUGUUCUUCAGUAUUUUCAUGUCCCUCUGGGCAGUCACCUUCCUGGAGUACUGGAAGCGUACCAGCUCUGUCCUGGCCCACAGAUGGGACUGCUCCGAGUUUGAGGAGACUGAGGAAAGGCCAAGGCCAGAGUUCACUGCCAUGGCACCAAUGACAGUCCGUAAUCCUAUAACAGGGGCGGAGGAGCCACAUUUCCCAGAGAUUAGCCGGUUUCGGCGCAUGGUGACUGGCAACAUGGUCAUCAUUCUGAUGAUUGCUGUAGUUUUGAUGUUCUUGAUAGCUAUUAUUCUCUACCGGACCAUCCUGAGCAUCAUCAUCUACAAUUCUCAGAAUUCUUUUUUCAUAUUCUCUGCUGGGAGGAUAGCAAGUCUCACUGGCUCAGUGCUAAACUUGGUGGUGAUUAUGUUACUAUCUAAGGUCUACACACGUCUUGCCCAAAUCCUGACCCGAUGGGGUGAGCAAGCAUGUGCUGAAGUUUCAUCCGUGGUUGUUGUGAUAAUGCAGAGCUCAUGUUUUUUUUUUAUUUUUUAUUUUUUACCACCAACAGAAAUGCACCGUACUCAGACCAAAUAUGAAGAUGCUUUUAUUCUCAAAGUGUUCAUCUUCCAGUUUGUCAACUUCUACUCUUCUCCCGUGUACAUUGCAUUUUUUAAGGGCAGGUUUGUUGGAUAUCCUGGAAACUAUUAUACACUUUUUGGGAUUCGAAAUGAAGAUUGUGGUGCUUCGGGAUGUCUUAUUGAGCUUGCUCAAGAGCUGUUGGUCAUCAUGGUAGGAAAACAAGUCAUCAACAAUGUUCAAGAAUUUGUUCUUCCUAAGUUAAAGGCAUGGUGGCACAAGCGGAAACUUCAUCCAGCUCAAAGAGAGAAGGGAACAAAUGAUCAAGAUGGUUUGGCACCCUGGGAAAUGGAUUAUAGUCUGUUGGUGUGCGAGGGCCUAUUUGAUGAAUAUCUGGAAAUGGUUCUGCAGUUUGGUUUCAUUACAAUCUUUGUGGCGGCUUGUCCCUUGGCACCACUCUUCGCGCUGGUGAAUAACUGGGUGGAGGUACGUCUAGAUGCACAGAAAUUUGUGUGUGAGUACCGUAGGCCCGUGGCUCAGCGGGCGCAGGACAUCGGGAUAUGGUUUACAAUCCUAGAGGUCAUCACCUACCUGGCUGUGAUUAGCAAUGCUUUCCUGAUUGCUUUCACAUCUGAUUUCCUGCCACGUCUCUACUAUCGCUACACCACUGAGGGCACUCUGAAAGGCUACAUCAAUUUCACCCUCUCUGUUGCACCCAACAACUUCACCCAAAGUGAUAUGCAGUGCAGGUAUCGGGGAUUCAGAGACGAAAGGGGACAUCACACUCCUGAGUACUAUAAUCUGCUGGCUAUUCGACUAGGUUUCGUCAUUAUAUUUGAGCAUGUGGCAUUCCUAAUUGGGCGCAUGAUUGACUGGAUGGUACCUGAUGUUCCAGAGGAGGUGGAGAUAAAGAUCAAGAGGGAGCACUACAUGGCUAAAGAAGCUCUAGCUGAGAAUCAGGACUUAGAAGCGGCUGUAGAAUCAUCUGUAUUACGACGCAGAGGAAAAUCAGAGAGAUCCACACCCUCACCUCAAGACACUCUCUCCUCUCUGCCAAGUGUGACUACUGAGGACAUUUCUAAGGACGUCUGACAUUUAUCCAGGACAUGGAUGAGUGGACAUGAUGUAUUCAUAAGACUAAGAGAAAAACACAAAGGUUCAUGCUCUGGCUAAUUAAAAAUCAACCACAAAAUAAGAAUAAAUGUUAUUAAAUUGGUUUAGUUCAAGUACUCAAAUAGUCCACUGACCAAUGACAAUUUCUGUCCAUCUGGACGAAUCAUUUGCUUGCUUUUGUAUUUCUCAAAAUCUUGUAAGGGCAAUUGCAAAACUACGAAAUAUCUUUAUUUAGUUUGAUUAUUGUGACACUACCAGUUUGAGAACUCAGUAAUACAGUGCAAUUGUGCAAUCUCAGUCAUGACAAUUCAGUGAUUACAAGAUGUUAUAUUUUUACAUGACACAUAAUUUUCAGAAGUCUCAUACUGUAUUAUUACCCAUACAAUAACCUAAAUAAAUUCUUAAAAGAAGCAGGGGUUUUGUUUUAAAAGCAUUCAAUGUGUUAUGAAACCUACAUAUAGUUAUUAUGUUAUGUUUAUUUUUAUUAUGUAUUUAUUAUGUUUAGUAUAUUGUCCCCCACCAUUUACAUAUUACAGUACAUUUACACACAGUAGGGAUUAACACAAUGCUCUUAUCUCUAUCUGUUUAGUAUGCAAAAUAUUUGUAUCUGUUUUCAUAUUCA
Ictalurus furcatus (blue catfish) is the source of this 3946-nucleotide messenger RNA. RefSeq names its product anoctamin 7 (gene ano7). Bases 568 to 3303 code for a protein of 911 amino acids. Gene Ontology annotation, biological process: calcium activated phospholipid scrambling; chloride transmembrane transport. The record is from RefSeq and is a predicted model, not a curated record. NCBI's taxonomy places the organism in Eukaryota, Metazoa, Chordata, Actinopteri, Siluriformes, Ictaluridae. The transcript is spliced from 23 exons. Gene Ontology annotation, molecular function: chloride channel activity; protein dimerization activity. Gene Ontology annotation, cellular component: plasma membrane.